Tripterygium wilfordii is the source of this 1872-nucleotide messenger RNA. Its product is annotated as dicarboxylate transporter 2.1, chloroplastic-like. Gene Ontology annotation, molecular function: transmembrane transporter activity. The transcript has 4 exons. The record is from RefSeq and is a predicted model, not a curated record. Gene Ontology annotation, cellular component: membrane. The coding region runs from base 58 to 1764 and encodes 568 amino acids. Lineage: Eukaryota; Viridiplantae; Streptophyta; Magnoliopsida; Celastrales; Celastraceae. Gene Ontology annotation, biological process: transmembrane transport.
CCCUCUGUGUCUCUCAACUCUCUCCCUCCCUCCUAACACACACACAGAGUAAAAAACAUGGAGAGCUUCGCACUUCACUCUCUCUCCGCCACAUCCACAACUUCUUUCCCUCUCUCAUCCACAAGCGCCGCCUUCCUCCGCCACAGAUCACUACAACCCGUCUCUAAAUUCUCUCCAUCUCUUUCAAUUUCAAUCUCGACUCAACGAUCAUUCUCUUCAAGCUUAAUCCCCAAACCCCUUGUCUUCUCUCCCCUCACCAGAAAAACCCACUUCCCAAUCCGCGCUUCCUCCUCUUCUCUGCCACCAGCAGAGGUCACCCCACCGACACCGAUCUCAUCUCCACCGCAAGGAGCUAAAGUUAUCCCCUUCAUCAUCUCAAUCGCAAUUGGACUCCUUGUCCGAUUCUUUGUCCCUAAGCCCGUCGAUGUGACUCCGCAAGGAUGGCAGUUGCUAUCAAUUUUCGUGUCAACGAUUGCUGGGCUCGUCUUGAGCCCUCUGCCUGUUGGGGCGUGGGCUUUCUUAGGGCUAACAACUUCAAUUGUGACCAGGACACUAACCUUCUCCACUGCGUUCAGUGCCUUCACUAACGAGGUCAUCUGGUUGAUUGUCAUUUCUUUCUUUUUUGCUCGUGGGUUUGUGAAAACAGGGCUUGGAGACAGAAUUGCCACUUAUUUCGUGAAGUGGCUGGGGAAGAGCACUCUCGGGUUGUCCUAUGGGCUCACUAUCAGUGAGGCCUUGAUUGCUCCAGCAAUGCCGAGCACCACUGCAAGGGCCGGUGGGGUUUUCCUGCCGAUUAUCAAGUCGUUGUCGCUGUCUGCUGGGAGUAGACCCGGUGACUCUUCUUCGAGGAAGCUUGGUGCUUACCUCGUUCAAUCCCAAUUUCAGUCUGCUGGUAACUCCAGUGCCCUUUUCUUAACUGCUGCAGCACAAAAUUUGUUAUGCCUCAAAUUAGCUGAGGAACUUGGGGUGAUUAUUUCAAGUCCGUGGGUUUCUUGGUUCAAGGCUGCUAGUCUACCUGCAAUUGUUUCUCUUCUGCUUACUCCACUUGUCUUGUAUAAGCUUUAUCCUCCCGAAACCAAAGACACACCAGAUGCUCCUGCAAUGGCUACAAAGAAGCUGGAGCAAAUGGGUCCUGUUACUGGAAAUGAAUGGGUCAUGGUUGGUACAAUGCUUCUUGCAGUGUCUUUGUGGGUCUUUGGAGAAACUCUUGGCAUACCUAGUGUUGUGACUGCAAUGAUUGGCUUGUCGAUUCUCCUUUUGUUGGGAGUCCUUGAUUGGGACGAUUGCUUAAGUGAAAAAUCAGCUUGGGAUACUUUGGCUUGGUUUGCUGUUUUAGUGGGCAUGGCAGGCCAAUUAACAAACCUUGGCAUUGUGACCUGGAUGUCUGAUAGUGUUGCUACGGGUCUUCAAUCUCUCUCUUUGAGCUGGCCUGCUGCGUUUGGUGUUCUUCAAGCUGCCUACUUUUUCAUCCACUACCUAUUUGCUAGCCAAACUGGUCAUGUAGGAGCCUUAUACUCUGCAUUUCUUGCCAUGCAUUUAGCUGCUGGAGUGCCUGGUGUGUUGGCAGCGCUCACUUUAGCUUACAACACAAAUCUCUUUGGUGCUCUUACACAUUAUAGUAGUGGUCAGGCUGCGGUAUACUAUGGAGCUGGUUAUGUAGACCUUCCCGAUGUAUUCAAAAUGGGAUUUGUAAUGGCAGUGAUUAAUGCUAUCAUCUGGGGAGUAGUGGGAACAUUCUGGUGGAAAUUUCUGGGCCUCUAUUGAUUUUUGAUGUCCUUCUAUCUAAAUUUUGCGACUCCAUUUUGUAUGAUGUCCUGUUUCAGGAAACAGCAAGCCCAUUGAUUUAAUUUAAAGAAAGGUACAAUUUUCUUU